Molecule: messenger RNA, 2645 nt
Organism: Linum trigynum
Lineage: Eukaryota; Viridiplantae; Streptophyta; Magnoliopsida; Malpighiales; Linaceae
Source: the annotation of a GenBank genome assembly
UCUUUUACAACAAAAACAUCCCUUCUUUGUUCUUUCUUCUUCCCAGAACAACGAACCCUAAAAUACAAACUAUACCCCUCAAUAUACCUGUGCAUAUAUUAUGAUUGAUGGGGUGGCGAGGAGUAAUAGAUUGAAGAGCAGCUCCAACAAUUCGAAACCCCUUCUAAACCCCUCAGAUCCAGUAAUCCUUCAUCUUGUUGGAAUUUGGAUCCAACGACAUCUUCAACUAAUUCAUCCCCUUCUCUCCGUCUUCUCAAUCGGCACUGUCCCGGUCAGAGCAGUUGCUUUACCCAUAGAUUAUUCCUCGCCGACGCCGCUGCAGUGCUUUUGUGAGAGCUCAGAACAGAGACGAACCAAAACGCAGACCACCCUUUCUCUCUUCAAGUCUGCCGCCGCCCACAAAUAUCAAAAUCCCCAGCCAAUUUCGCCGCCGCCCGCACACCUGCACCCCUCUCGCUCUCCAUCUUCUUCCGCAGGAUCGAAUACUCAAUGGGGCUCGUUGAUUCAAGUGAUGGAAUCAGGAACGGACCUUUAAUUUGGUGGUGUAAACUUUAUUGUGACGGUCGCAAAGAGGGUGGACGACGACGGUGUGUAGGCAAGAUUGGUGGGUGCAGAUUCCGAAUCGACGGUGUCGUCGCGAGUUUACCGCCGCCUGUAACCGGCAUCAUCUGGGCCAAUCCUGCAUCUUCGAAUGGCCAACAAGACUCCGGUGGGAGAGGAACCCACUUCUCCAAUGUCGCCUUCCGCCACCAUUCUCAUCUCCUCCUUUCCACUUGCCAGAUCGACAGAGGGAUAUCGAUACGCAAUCCCAUAGUUGAGCCCUUUGCCAAAUCCCCAAUCGCAAAACCUCAAUCGCAAAAUCCGCUUCUCAUCGGCCACGAGUGUGGUUGCAGAUAACCGACGAUGCUUGCUGGUGGUGAGUUCCCAUUUUUGGUUGUUCUUUCUGAGGAAUUUUACAAUGCUUUAAAGCAUUGAUGCUUUAGUUUUUACCUUUAUGGUACAACUUGAAGUUGUACCUUUAACGUUAUGGUACAACUUUAGAUUGUACCUGUACUCUUUUGUAAAGUCCCUUUAUGGUACAAACUAAAGUUGUACAUUUAAGUUAUGGUACAACUUAAAGAGUUGAAAUUGUACCACACAUAAAGAUCAAAUUCCCUUAUGGUAUAACUCUAACUUGUACCUUUAUCGUUGUGGUACAACUUAAAGUUGUACUUUAAAGUACCAAUACUUUAAAGCAUAGUAGAAAGACUCGUUCUAUCUGAGUAGUUCUGGAGACCGGCGCAGGGGAAGAUAAGGUGGGAGCCUUCAAUGUAAUCUUAUCUUAAUCUUAAAAAAUAUUAAACCGUUUUCUAUUUAGCACCCCUGCCACGUACUCCUUCCAGGAAUUUUAUGUCUUCACGUCAGCGCUAUAACUCCCCACCAAAUUCGACUAACAUGAACUUUUUUCCCUUCCUCUUUCCCCACGAUUACCCCCCCUCCCCCCGAAAUCUUCCCCAUGGUCGGCGCUUUGUUAAUCUUACCAACGACACAUCCGGGCCCGAUAAUUUUCGUUCUCUCCCCAUCCCGUCGGGGAACCCCCUCUUUCCCACUGCUCGAUUACACCUUUGUCUCAUAAACAUCGUUUCCUUCAUUAUUAAUGGCGACAAUUCAUUCUUCCCAAAUUUGCAAUAUUGUUCAUCCCCGGCCCCCGCUAGUCCCUACAGCGGCAAAACCUGAAACCUUUCUCCGCCUUCGGCACGACAUAUAUCUGCACUUACCCUUUUUUACCAGAUGAAGGCGGCAACCAUGUGUUACUCCAGAAUUCCACAUCGACCCGCCUUCCUCAGUCAUGUAUUGUGUGUGUAUAUCGCUCGAAGGGAUUACCGCACCACUUCGCCUCCUCCACAGCCUGAAGUGGCCUUCAGCAAAGCCACCCAAUCACGCCAUCAAAUUCGGCCAAAAUAGUGCCAGACGUAGGUAGAAAAUCACACCCUUAAAGCAUACCCACUUAAGUUAUGUUCAUAAUUUCGUUGCACUUGAGCCACUACUCCAUUUUGUUGCUAUUAAUUCCUAGCCUUCAUUCUGCAUAUUGAUUUACUGGAGUUCCAAACUGAUAACCCAAACCUACCGUCUUCUCUUUGUCCCUGCAAAUCCAGGUAAGUUUUAUCGUCAACGUACGUAUCUGUUUUAUUAUAUAGAUAUUGGAGUUCAAUGAAACAGACCAUGGUAUUUGCGAUUCUUAUAUACUCGCUAUGAUGCGCUUGCCGAAAAGUUAGAUUUAUGAACCAAUCAACAACGGUCCUCUUCGUUAGUCAUCCAAUUUUUAUUUACCUUCGUUCAUCACAAUACAAUAUGCAUUCCUUUGUCCACAUUUCCUCCUAUCUUCUUCUCAUAACUGCUGGUAUUGUUUAGGUAAAGUCCUAAUCUCUGCAGUUAAUUAAGGAUGCUGUCUUUUGCUAUGAUGUUUGCCAUGUUUUGUUUUACUGAUAAACGAAUUUUGAUUACUUUUGUUUCAUGAUCGGCAACAAAACAUAUCUACCACUCAAGACUUACUUAUUUGUGGAUCAUAUUACUUCCGAUGUGAUGAAGGCUACACUAUAGCUUCUAUCAUGUCCUUUGGUCCAAGGUUCUUUUAUUUUAGAGGAACAUAAACUUUGAGUUGUAAG